Colletotrichum lupini is the source of this 1902-nucleotide messenger RNA. RefSeq lists its product as uncharacterized. The transcript is spliced from 5 exons. Bases 1 to 1902 code for a protein of 633 amino acids. Gene Ontology annotation, biological process: DNA-templated transcription; regulation of DNA-templated transcription. Lineage: Eukaryota; Fungi; Ascomycota; Sordariomycetes; Glomerellales; Glomerellaceae. The record is from RefSeq and is a predicted model, not a curated record. Gene Ontology annotation, molecular function: DNA binding; zinc ion binding; DNA-binding transcription factor activity, RNA polymerase II-specific.
AUGGCCGCUCCUUCAACCGGUGGCCAUACAUGUGCUAUUUGCGGGAAGCAGUAUCAAAGAAGUGCUCAUCUACGCCGGCACGAAUCCACGCACGUGGAAUCCGCUAGGUACAAGUGCCUGUACUGCGAAAAGGCGUUCGCCAGACGAGAUGUGUGCCGUAAGCACACAAUCCACUGCCCCAAGAAACAAGACCAAGAAACCGUUCCAAAUCUCAAGCGCGGCCAGAAACCCCGCGCAUGCGACGCCUGCUUUCACAGCAAGCAGUCAUGCGAUACUUCUGAUCCCUGCGUGCGAUGCGUCUCUCGCAAGCUCCAAUGCACAUAUCACCGGUUGGAAGAGAGCACAUCCGUGAUCACAGAUGCAUCCUCAUCCACACCGUCCUCAUCAUUGGCCACAACCGCGGUAGGCACACCGGAUAAUGACAAGGACCGCACCAAAAUCACAGUCGCUUUCCUUCUCGGUCUGACAAAUCCCAACUCGGAGAACAUACUCGAGUUCCUCGCCAGUGAAGCAGCUGCGAGAACCGAGGGCGAUGGAAUCGAUACAACAAUGAAGGACAUGCAUGUGCCCACGCAAUACCCUCCAAACAUGCUGAUCGAUGAUGACUUCACGUUCCUCCCUUAUGGGUUUGCAUCAACAUUCGCUCCCGAGCUGAUAGACUUCAAUUCCUUGGACGUCUUGUCAGAAAACAUACUAUCCAACACUAGGAUGUCGUUUCUUGUGCCUGAAAGCCUAGAACCGCGAUCAGCCGAAAUAAUCUCGGGAUUGCAAGAACUUCAUCAUACUCUGGUUGCCACAAAUCAAUGGUAUGACGGCACCUUUGAUCUUGACACGGCAAACUCGGUGUUCUCGGCAGGCAAUCUGUGCCAAUUUGCUGCGACCUACUUCCGAGUCAGUCACCUCCACUUUCCCAUCGUUCAUCGGCCAGACUUUGGCAGUGACUAUACAACCAAACAGCUGCUCUUGGCCGUUGGACUCUCUGGGUCUCUGAGAUCACCCCCAAGCGACGAUGCCCUCGCAGCCCGUGGCUAUCUCACGCUUGCCGAGGAAUACAUUUUUCGCUGCCUUGAGCGUCUGAUGCCCCCAGGCUCAGCGCCAGAGUUCACCCAUGAGCUUGAAGAGACACUACAGGCAGCCCUCAUGAUCCACUCUGUUCAGUUCUUCCGAAACGACGUAGCAUCGCGGCGGAAGAACAGAACCCAGCGACUCCCGCAGCUUGUAUCGGCCGUACGGGUUCUCGGUCUAGCACAGACCAAACAUGCUCCCAUAUUCCAAUAUGAAGAAUUCGUGCGCAAUGAGUCAAAAAUCAGACUCGCCAUUUGGACGGCGUUAGGAGACUGGCAGCAAUGCGGCAUGUUCAAUACGCCGCCAUCGAUGACGCCUGCAGAGCUGACUUGUGAUCUGCCAAGCCCCUUGGAACUUUGGGAUGCUAAAGACGCGGCGGAGUACUAUGAAGCGGCCAACGCUCUCGGGGCCGACGGUUCUAGGCGGAUUUGUUCCGUCAAACAAUGCACCGACGCGCUGAUGGCUGAGAACUGGGUCGGCAUGGGGAGCUUCCCGUUCCAAGAUAUCAGCGGAUCCGACCUACAAUUGUUAAUUUUCGCACUUAACGGUAUGUUGGCAUCGGCCAAUCUCAUGGGAGUCUUACCUGCGUGCGCACCAGCCCUAUUGCGUGCCGUUUCCAGGUGGGAAGUCAUGUGGGACACGAUCAGGGGUCGCAUGGAGCCCGCCGUUUUCGAAAAAGCGGGCAUGAUCCGGUACAAUAGCGAGCUGUGCUGGAUAGCAAGAAAGCUCGUUCACGUCUCCAUCUCGGGAGACAAGAGUUCUGCGUACAUGCAGAAAGUUGGACACGAUUCCCUUGUGCAACUGCAUGAGUUCGUGCGUCAGUAUCGCGAUAGCUGA